Molecule: messenger RNA, 369 nt
Organism: Dreissena polymorpha
Lineage: Eukaryota; Metazoa; Mollusca; Bivalvia; Myida; Dreissenidae
Exons: 1
Coding region: 1-369 (122 amino acids)
Source: RefSeq, a predicted model, not a curated record
AUGACGGUGUCGAUAGAGAUGACCAUCAUGAUGGUGAUGACAGAGGUGACGAUGACAAUGUUGAUAGUUCAUUUGUUGUAUGACGAUGAUAUACAUGACGCUAUUGUUGAAUAUUAUAUAUACAUGUAUUACGAUUAUAAAGAAGAUGAUAAAGAUUACGAUGGUGAUGAAGACGAUAGAGAUUACGAUGGUGAUGAAGAAGAUAGAGAUGAGGAUGGUGAUGAAGACGAUAGAGAUGACGAUGGUGAUGAAGAUGAUAGAGAUCAGGAUGAAGAUGAAUAUGAAAGAGAUUAUGAUGCUGCUGUAGAUAAAAGAGAUGAGGAUGGUGAUGAAGAUGAUAGAGAUGAGGAUGUUGAUGAAGAUGAUUAA